Messenger RNA from Sycon ciliatum, 1973 nucleotides. RefSeq names its product voltage-gated hydrogen channel 1-like. Gene Ontology annotation, cellular component: plasma membrane. Lineage: Eukaryota; Metazoa; Porifera; Calcarea; Leucosolenida; Sycettidae. Gene Ontology annotation, biological process: proton transmembrane transport. Gene Ontology annotation, molecular function: voltage-gated proton channel activity. The transcript is spliced from 10 exons. The record is from RefSeq and is a predicted model, not a curated record. Bases 288 to 1208 code for a protein of 306 amino acids.
GACGAGAAGGGAGAACUAGUGAUCUUGACAGCGAAUCGUAAAACUAGCCUGCUGAGUCUAUCUAGACCAUUUCUUGGAGGCGGUGAAAUAAUUCGAUAAUUGUUUAGGUUCCGACCGGCGGUGUCGUGGUGGUGGUGGAGGUCCGAUCGCUUCGUAGCAUUUUGUAGUCUAGCGGUAUCCACGUAUCGCUCCAGCUAACUUCCAAGUAGAGGUGAUACCGUCUCAUUGAACGGCGAGAAGACUAGCGCUAUAGCCCAUCUGCAUGCGAUCAUCAACAGGUGGCAAGCAUGGACACCGAUUAUCAAUCAUACAAGAAGUAUGAAGCUAAGGAAAAGGAGAGAAAUGAAGAAGAGGAUCGCGUUGCUGAAAACAUUAACCUGUCCAUCAGGAACUGGCAUGACCUGAUUGACCGGGAGCACUUGAAGAAGUUUCUGACAUACAGUCAAAAAGUUCAGAUUUUCAUCGUUGUUCUGGUCGUUCUGGACUGCACAAUUGUCCUUACCGAGCUACUCAUUGAUCUGGGAAUUAUAGUGAAGAACCUGUGUGAGCAUGACAGCGAUUGCCCACUGCUGAGCAUCUCACCGAACGGAACGAUCAACACCACCGAGACAGAAGGAUACUACAAAUGUUUCAAGAACCUGGAGCAGACGAAAUGUGAAUUCCAUGAUGGAAAAAAGCGGUGCCUCUCAGAGGACAUCUCACCCGACAUUGACCCUGCGUACGUACUGCACAUCUUCGGUAUCGUAGUCCUGGCCCUCUUCUUGGUGGAGAUAAUACUCAAGCUGUACGCCCUUGGCCUGGAGUUCUUCCACCAUAAACUGGAGGUGUUUGAUGCGUUCAUUGUUAUCAUUUCCUUCUCCCUGGACGUAGCCGUCAGUGGCAACGAGGAUGCCUGGGAAGGUGUGGAGCUGCUCAUCUUGCUGCGACUCUGGCGUGUGGCACGCAUUGCUAACGGCGUCAUCAUAUCGGUCAAGAAGGAAGCUGAAAAGAAAGCCGAACACUUACAGGGAAAAGUGGAGGCGUUCCAGGAAGAAGUUCGAAAGCUCAAGGAGAAGCUUGCUAAAGCCAAGCUGAAGGGGUAUACUGCCGAUGAGGACAGCGACAACGAAGCCACCCCGAGCAGCGGCGGCGAAAGCCAAGCGCAGGACCUACACGUUCCCUACAAUGCGCCCGGUUUCGUUCCGGCAACCGACACAGCGGAAGCGUGAGGUGUUGUCGCUGGCUGAAGAUUUUAUAAUGACUAGACACGGAGAGUUGCUUGGGUGGGAUGGAAUAGCUUAGUUUAUUUUUCUUACUUGCUCACGUUAACAACAAAUUCAAGAGCAGCAUCUGGUUGUCUGAUUAUAGAACGGUGCCCUAGUCCCAUGGCCAGUGGUAAAAGUUACGGGGAAAUAUUUUGUGUGCGAACCGCUCACUUUUUGCGUGUUUGCAACUUUUUUGCUUGUCAAGAAAAUGUUCGUCCUUCUGAUCAUUGCAGAAUUUCCAUAGCAAUCACUUUACAUGUGCCGUGUAGUGGCUUUAACUUAGAGUUAUUAAGCUAAUGGUUUCCUCUGUUACGCACAGAGAACAUUACGAGCAAUGGUAAACAGCUGUCGUAUUCUUGCAUACAGGUUCUUUUUACGUCGUCCAUGAUAGUCGAUAGGGUACCGAACACAAUUCACUUGAACUCUCCGCAGGCUGUAGCUGUAUUGAUGCAGUCCAUGCAGGAGGUAAGCCAUGGCAACCACACACACACACUCAAAGCCAUGUAUCCAGCUACUUAGAGCGUCGUCAAUGGACGCACACCUUCGGAUGAUGUUUCACAAAACUGCUUUUCCAUUAGGCUUUAGAACAAUACCUUUUCACACCUUGUGAAUUUUGAAUUCAUUGCAAUCAUCUUUGAUACUCUGCCAACAGCUGAUUACUAUUGCUUAGCUAACAAAAAAUUAUAUAAUUAUAAUGGUUAUGUCUAAUACUAGUAAUACACGAGUUAC